CAAUGCCAAUCAGAUGUAAACAAUUAUAUACUAAGCUUCCGCUAAAGCUUGUGCUAAAUAAUCACAUGACAUUGAUAUGAAAAAGAUUGAGUUUAUCAUACUUUGUUAAUUGAACUAAGGAGGUGUUAUUAGGUGUUUAACAGGGUCAAAUGUUUUCUCAUCAGCUUUAGACCAAUACAUAACUUACAACGGAAUAAGUGUUACGUAAACCAUGAACGUUAUAAUAUGACUGAGUUACAAAAUGGAAAUGGACAAGAGUUCCAUUCAGUAUCAGCAUCGGGGGAGAAGAGAGAGCAUUUAUACAAAGUGUUGGUGAUCGGUGAUUUAGGUGUCGGGAAGACGAGUGUCAUUAAGCGAUAUGUUCAUCAAUUCUUUUCUCAACAUUACAGAGCUACAAUUGGAGUGGAUUUUGCGCUUAAAGUUAUCAACUGGGAUGCAGACACAUUGAUUCGCUUACAAUUAUGGGAUAUUGCAGGGCAAGAGAGGUUUGGAAACAUGACUCGUGUGUAUUAUAAGGAGGCUGUCGGAGCAUUUAUAGUCUUUGACGUGACAAGAGUGUCUACAUUUGAAGCUGUUGCCAAGUGGAAGAACGAUUUGGAUAGCAAAGUUCAACUUCCAAAUGGUAGUAAUAUACCUGUUGUAUUACUAGCAAACAAGUGUGACCAAGCAAAAGAAGGUUUAGUGCAAAACAAUUCUCAAAUGGAUGAAUAUUGUAAAGAUAAAGGUUUCAUUGGAUGGUUUGAAACAUCAGCUAAAGAAAACAUCAACAUAGAUGAAGCUGCAAGGUUUUUAGUUACAUCAAUUCUUACAAAUGAUAAAGAGAAUCCUGUAGAUAGAGAUCAAGACAAAGACAAGAUUGACCUUGAUGCUCAUGAUGCAGGAGAAUCAGAAGGAAAGGGAUCGUGUUGUUAACUACAUAUUAACACUCUAUCAUCUGAACCCAUUCCUUCUCAUUCUGUAUGCGAGGAGUCACAAGACAGCAAUACUCAAUUUGACAUUUUAACUUCAUCAAAACAGGAUAGAAUCCAGAUCUUUUUGAUUCAAACUUUCAACACGAUAUGUGUUGAUGUCAAACAAAUAAUAUAUUUAAAUUCAAAAAUAAUUAAUCAAUAUAAAGUUAGAAACAGCUAAAUAAUUAAGCAAGAUCAAUUUAAUAAUUUAGUUUUCGAACUGUUGUAAAUAAUUUAAAUUUCUUAAAUUUUCUUUGAGGAUUUUUAUAAUUUAUUUGGCAACUAAAUUCAAACAAUUUAUCGUUCUUUCUUGUUUGAAAUAGUUUACUGUUUGUUUUUGUGGUAACAAAAAGUCAUGUUUAUAUUUUCAUUUAUUAUUACACUAUUGUAUUUUAUUGCAUUUGAUACAAAGUUAUUGUGGCUGAUAAAAUUUGACAAUCUAUUUCUAUAAAAUGUUUUCUUAAAAUAGCAACCUUUUGUUUGUAAACUAUGUAACUAUCCACUAUUCGAUUUAUAGGGAAUCAUAAUAAAAACCUUUAUAAUGUUUCUCUUACCUUUACCAUGUUUGUAAUAAUAAUAAUAGUUGGAUUUGUAGAGCGCAUCAUGCGAAAAAGCCUCUAUGCUUGUAUUUUGUGUUUAUGUUGUAAAUAGCUUACCAAUGAAGCUAUUACACAGUAUCGGUUCCUGUUCCUUGUCGUUUACAUUCUAUGGACAUAAAAUGUUAAAUACAGUACAAAGAACCUCCAUAGUUACCGUAAGUAUUUGAAAUUAAUGAAGGUUUAUUUUACUUGGUAGUAACACCAGUAUUAUUACACAUUCAGAUAUUUUUUAUGGAAAUCAAAUCAUGAAUACUUAACUCUUAAAUAUUGUAGGAUUGAUGUUUUGCUCUAACGUGUUAAUAUUGUACCGAAUGCUCUUAUAUAUCAGUAAAACUACUGUAUCCUCUAGCGAAUAUCAGCAAUAGAGUAUUAUUAGACUACUUCUGUAUAUUCAAAGCAUUACUUAAAUAAAGAAAACUGAAAGAAAAAAGGACAAGGUAAUAUAAUUGUUUGAUCAAAGGCUGAUCCAUAUGAAUUUGUAUUAUUUUGCUAUACAAAAUCUUUACCAUAAUUGUGCACAAAUUAGUGUAAAAUUUAAGAAUAUUUGGAAGGCAUUGCAAAUGAACUACUGUAUAAUCAUACAAUAGUCUUUCAAGAAAAUAUAGGUAUUUCUAAUUACAAUUUGAUUGGGCAAUCAUACAUGUAAAUAAAAUUUAUUAUAAAAACAUUGCCUAACAUUUUCUGUUGAUUUUGUAUUCUGGCAACAGAUUCUCAAAUAUGAUGCAGAGAAUGGAUUUAAAAUUGUCAUUUGUUUAUUGUUUGUGAACAAAUAUAGCAUUGGUAUCAUUGGAUUGUAAUCCAGUUCCUUUGCAUUGUGCUGCAGAAGCAAGUUUUUGGCACAUUCUCUACCAUCUUAUUAUUUCCUGCUAGCGCUCCACCCCCCUCAAUUUAUCAUCAAGCCCUCCACAAUACCCCUAGAUUUCCAUGUAUCAAAUGAAAGGGUAAAAAAAUCGCUUUAAAUCUUUCUUUCUGAAAUGAAUGCGUGCUAUAUUAGAAAACCAGAUCGUUUUUAAUUUGUUAUGUAAUAUACUUAUAUAGUGGAUUCCAAUAAUGCCUCAAAAGCAGACACAAACAUGAGUCAAUGACGUGUCGCGCAACUGACCAGCGUAUUGUUGAGGGAGUGCUCACACAGAGUACAGACAAAUCUGUAAGCCAGUGUAGAGUGUGCCAGUGUGUACUUUAAGGUAUACUCUUUGAGCUAAUAAACUUUUAAAAUCUGA
Molecule: messenger RNA, 2769 nt
Organism: Anneissia japonica
Lineage: Eukaryota; Metazoa; Echinodermata; Crinoidea; Comatulida; Comatulidae
Product: ras-related protein Rab-32-like
Exons: 7
Coding region: 226-912 (228 amino acids)
Biological process (GO): phagosome-lysosome fusion; endosome to lysosome transport
Cellular component (GO): lysosome; late endosome; phagocytic vesicle
Molecular function (GO): GTPase activity; GTP binding
Source: RefSeq, a predicted model, not a curated record